UGCCAGGCAGUGAGGUCACAGCCAUCUGCAGAGCCAUGACCAGUGGUUGGAGACACCAUGACCCCCACCCUCACAGCCUUGUUCUGCCUGGGGCUGAGUCUGGGACCCAGGACCCGAGCACAGGCAGAAACCCUCCCCAUACCCAGGCUCUGGGCUGAGCCAGGAACUGUGAUACCACGGGGGAAGCCUGUGACGCUCUGGUGUGAGGGGAUCCUAGAGGCCCAGCAGUACUAUCUGGAAAAGGAGAAAAUACCAGUGCCCUGGGAAACAAAGAUGACCCUGGAGUCUGGGAACAAGGCCAAUUUCUCCAUCCCAUCCAUGGCCCAGCACUAUGCAGGACAAUAUGACUGUUACUAUCUGAGCCCUUCUGGCUUAUCACUGCACAGUGACCCCCUGGAGCUGGUGGUGACAGGAAUCUACCGCAAACCCAGACUUUCAGCCCUGCCCAGCCCUGUGGUGCCUGCAGGAGGGAAUGUGACCCUCCAGUGUGGCUCACGGGUGGGAUUUGACAGAUUUAUUCUGACUGAGGAAGGAGAAAACAAGCCGUCUUGGACAGUGGAGUCACAACGAGGCCGCAGGGGACAGGUCCAGGCCCCAUUCCGGGUGGGCCCUGUGACUCCCGGUCACCAGUGGAUAUUCAGAUGCUAUGGCUUUGUCUGGAGCAUACCGCAGGUGUGGUCAGAGCCCAGUGAGCCCCUGGAGCUGGUGAUCGCAGGCAGCACCCUUGGCCAAGUCCUGCAAGGGUACUUGAAGGUCCUGGUCGGUGUCUCCAUGCCCUCCUCCCUGCUGCUCCUCCUCCUCCUCCUCUUCUUUCGAUACUGGCAACAGGAAAGAAGCAGGAAGGCAGAUGCUGCUAUGAAGGACACAGAGCCUGAGGACAGGGCAGAGCUGGACGCUCAGAGCCCACCUGGUGAGGACCCCCAGAGAGUGCCGUAUGCCCAGGAGAAGCACUCAGAACCCGGGAGAGAGGCCUCCCUUCCUUCAACCAUGUCAGGGGAGCUCCUGGACACCAAGGAUGGACAGGCGGGGGAGGCCAGGAAGAUGGACACUGAGAACUCUGUUCCUGAGGGUCCCGAGGACGUGACCUACACCCAGCCGGGCAGCUGGACGCUUAGACAGGGGACAGCUGCACAUCCUUCCUCCCAGGAUGGGACCCUCCCAGCAGAGCCCAGUGUGUAAGCUGCUCUGUUAGAGACACCUAACAGAGACCUCCAGAGAUCCUGAGACCUUCCGAGGCUCACCUGACUCUAGUCAGAGAGAGCUCACACCUCUGUGCGCUGGAAAUAAAACCAGAGAUUCUUCAAUAA
This is a messenger RNA of Chinchilla lanigera (long-tailed chinchilla), 1307 nucleotides long. RefSeq names its product leukocyte immunoglobulin-like receptor subfamily A member 5. The transcript is spliced from 8 exons. Lineage: Eukaryota; Metazoa; Chordata; Mammalia; Rodentia; Chinchillidae. Gene Ontology annotation, molecular function: inhibitory MHC class I receptor activity. Gene Ontology annotation, biological process: cytokine-mediated signaling pathway. Bases 58 to 1179 code for a protein of 373 amino acids. The record is from RefSeq and is a predicted model, not a curated record.